AAAAUCGGUUUCUAUAUUUGCAUGCUUCCUGAAAGUAAAAGAUCUAGUUACUUGCAGAAUUUUUAUUCUUAAAAUGUUAAUUUGGUUUUUAGUCCCCAUCAAGCACCCUUUUGGAAACAUUUUUCCUAAUCUGAAUGGCUAAAGUCACAUGUUUCCAAAGUUAUUUUGAUUGGUGUGGAUAAAAAACUGUGAAGGCAGUUCUUGACCGAAGAUGAAGCCAACAUGCAGUUGGGAGCCUGGUGUAAGCCAGCUUCACUUUACAGUCUGUAUUUUCUUCACUGCUUUCAUAGCCAAAGUCACCUGCUUUCUAUGUUGAUAAAGGAAAUACUUAGACAAAUGUUUGCUUGCAGAGUACUUACUUCCCUUUCCUAAUGUCUGAAUCAAGACAGCUAAGAAGAGGUGAUGAGCUCAGCUUUCCCAGAACUUCAACAAAACAGCAAAUUGCAUUGCAGGCCUUGGCACUGUGAUUGACAGCCUCUCCUAAGUGAGACUUUGUGCAUUUACCUGUCCAUUUAACUAGUCAUGCUUAAUUAUUUGUGUUGGAGCCUGUCAGCUGUGUGACAGUGCAACUACUGCUUGGCAGAAGAAGAAAGAAGAGGUCUUAAUUGGUGCAACAAGUAGGACAUUUCCAGUGACAGCGCUUGUGUGGAGACAAAAUAAGUGGCUGCUCCAAACAUCGUAACCUAGAUACCAGGCGUUCUCACUUUGCAUUCAUAAAUACUAGAAAACGCCAUAAAAUGAGAAACUGAUAGUUUCUUUAGUAUUUAUGAAUAGUCAGAGCAAUGAGGGAUAGCACUUACAUUCUAAUAUGCAGACUUAUCUUGUUUCCUUCACUCCAUAUACCAAGACAAAACCCAGAAAUGUGUUGAAUAUUUCUUGCUUUUCUUUAUCUGAUGACUCUGUGCCACUAUUUUACAUCCUUCUGUAUUUGGUUAAGAAUUCCUUAUACUUUGUCAUUUUCAGCACUAGCAAGGUAAGUGCUGCUCUGACUUUAAGCCAGCGCAUUUUCUGGUUUGGAGAGGAAGCUGAUGAAAGAAGUGGAGAGCUACAGACUAUAUACCUCUUUGUCAAAAGGCAUGACUUCGUAAUACUGGCUUGCCAUGGGCAAGAGGAUUUUACUUACCCCAUUUUGUCUUUAAAUGGUUGUAUGUUAGAAGUCUGGUCCUUGGCUGUGUUUCUUCUCUUCAGGGGAAAGUUGUUGUUCUGGGACUUCUUGGAAAUGGCUGCUGUCCUCCCCUGAAAAACGAAUUGAAACAACCCAAGCUAACAGGAUGCCAUGGGAAGGGUGUGGUGCUUGUUAAAUGAUCUUACAGUAAUUUUUUCAGACUUUUGAAAAACAUCAGGUGUUUCCAGCCACUGUAACUUGCAUACCUAACAGAUGCUAUGAAGCUGACCCAGUCAGAGCAGGCUCAGCUGUCACUGGAAUUACAAAGGGAUAGUCACAUGAAACAGUUACUGCUCAUCCAGGAGAGGUGGAAAAGGGCAAAGAGGGAGGAAAAGCUGAAAGCCCAGCAGAAUGCUGACAAGGAAAUAGCUUCACACCUUCAGGCUUCUUAUAAGCCAUCUUCUGAAGACUCUGAUGAUCAAAAUGUACUGGUUCCUGUUACUCAGAAAUACAGUCCUUCCACAGAGAAACAUCCACAUGAUAUUCAGGGUGUCUUUGACAGGGACCCGGAUACACUCUUGUUUCUGCUUCAGAAAAGAAAGGAGCCGGUGGAAGCAUGUAUUGGGAGCAAAGCUCCAAAAGACGACAAAACAAUAAUAGAAGAGCAGGCAACCAAAAUUGCAGAUUUGAAGCGGCACAUAGAAUUUCUUGCAGCUGAAAAUGAGAGAUUAAGGAGAGAGAAUAAGCAUUUAAAAGCAGAAAGAGCGAGACUCCAAAAAUCUCCGGUAGACAAGGAGUUGGAUGUAGAUGCUGACUUUGUCGAGAAGUCAGAGUUGUGGGGUCUGCAGCAACACUCGGAAACUACUUCUUCAGCUGCAACUUGGCAGAAGUUUGCCACAACUGCUGGGAAGGCAAAGGACAUUCCAAUACCCAAUCUCCCACCCCUGGACAUCCCAUCCCCUGAGCUCCCUUUGCUGGAGCUCUCCGAAGAUAUACUGAAAGGACUGAUGAAUAGUUAAAAACCAGGAAAAAUACUCAAUGUACUUACUCAAACUUAAGAAAAGGGAAAACCACCAGGACAGCUGUGCUAGCUGAGGGCAGAAACAUCUAACACAAUCCUGCUGUUGGAGGAAAGGCAUUAAAGCAACUUUGUUACUGUGAAAUACACAUCAUAUCUGAUCUACUUCAUAAAAGUCAGCGGUACCAUAAUCGGUAUAAGGUGGCAAGAUCUUUAGUCUUUCUCCCAUUGUUUCAAACCAAAUGACUGCCUGGAGAAUGUUUCAAGUAACAAAAUCCUUCAGGGUUUUAAAGUAUGCUAUAUGUAAUAGUUAUCUACAAUGCCAUAAAUGAUGGUGCAGAACCUAACUGUUAUGGUUGCCGGUCGGCUGCCACAUAUUGAAAAAAUGCUUUCUAGCAUGAAUUUAAACUGUGCAUUUCAUUAUGCAUAACUUUGCUAAUUCAAGUACCGUGCAAUUUAUACACCUCCUAGAUGGAUUUAUGUGCCACACUCUAUACUCCUGACCAUGUUAACCUGAAGCCAGGAGAGAUGUUAAUUUCCAUUCUAUGAAGGAACCAACUUAUUAGUUCUGUUGACGAGUUUUUGGGGGGUUAUCUGUUUACAUAACUAAUCAGGGUGCAUUGAAUCUAGGUAUUGGUUUCUGUAUAAAGUGACAUUGUUUAAAAAAAGAAAAACAUACUUAAGGAAAAAUGCCCUUUUUGUUUUCAGCGAUGCAUGAAUGGAAGUAAUUCUAGCUGGCAGUAUUUGAUUGAAAAAGAAAUUGUUUACAGCUUAACCUGAUUCAAAAAGGAUAUGAAAAUAAAAAACAAGGUGUUUUGACACUAAA
Molecule: messenger RNA, 2949 nt
Organism: Neopsephotus bourkii (Bourke's parrot)
Lineage: Eukaryota; Metazoa; Chordata; Aves; Psittaciformes; Psittacidae
Gene: NRBF2
Product: nuclear receptor binding factor 2
Exons: 3
Coding region: 1384-2124 (246 amino acids)
Biological process (GO): autophagy
Source: RefSeq, a predicted model, not a curated record